AUGAAGCUGCAGGGGUCCCUGGCCUGCCUCCUGCUGGCCCUGUGCCUGGGCAGUGGCGAGGCUGGCCCACUGCUGAAUGGAGGGGAGAGCACCGGAGCUAGUGCUGCCGAGGCCAUCGGACAGCGGCUGGGGGAUGCUGUCAGCCACGGAGUCGGGGAGGCCGUGGGCCGAGGGGCUGGAGAGGCAGCCGGCUCUGGAACCAGGGAGGUCCUUGGCCAAGGGGGUGGAGAGGCAGCCGGCUCUGGAAUCAGGGAGGCAGGGGACGCUUUCAACUACAGGCUGGGGGAAGCCGUCCAUGACCUUGGAAACCCUGUGGGUGAGGCUGGCAGACAGGCUGAGACCAUCGUCCGCCAAGGAAUAGACGCUGUGCGCAGCUCCGGUUCUUGGGGUUCAUCGGGGGGCCAUGGCGUCCUGGACUCUCAGGGGAGCAAUCCUGGAGGUCCAGGGACCCCCUGGGGCCAGCGCUACCCGGGAGCCUCGGAAGGCAGCUUUGGAACCUACUCUCCUGGAGGCUCCUCGGGCCAAGGAGGUAACGGCGCACCGUUCGGCUCUGGGACGGAUGCUCAGGGAGCAGUGGCCCAGCCUGGUUACGGUUCAGUGAGAGGCAGCAACCCCAACACAGGGUGCACCAACGCCCCGCCCUCCGGCUCGGGUGGAAGCUCCAGCAACCCUGGGGGCAGCAGCGGCCACGGCGGCGGCAGUGGUGGCAGUGGCAGCAGCGGCCACGGCGGCGGCAGUGGUGGCAGUGGCAGCAGCAGCCAUGGCGGCGGUAGCGGCGGCAGUGGUGGCGGCAGCAGCCAUGGCGGCGGUAGCGGCGGCAGUGGUGGCGGCAGCAGCCAUGGCGGCGGCAGCAGUGGCAGUAGCAGCCAUGGCGGCGGCAGCGGCGGCAGUGGCAGCAGCGGCGGCAGCGGAGGUGGACACAGACCCGAGUGUGACAACCCUGGGAACGACGCCCGAGUGAGCGGAGGAUCUGGGGGCCAGGAAAGCAGAGAGAGCAGUCACCUCCUUGGGGGCGUCCAGAGCAGCCAUCAGGGGCAAGGCUCUGAUGGAGACAGCAGCGACAAAGGUGACGUUGUCAAUGGACUCAGUGGCGUGAACUCGCAGACAACGCCUGAGCUCUUCAACUUUGACACGUUCUGGAAGAAUUUUAAAUCCAAGCUGGGCUUCAUCAACUGGGAUGCCAUAAACAAGGGCCAAGUCCCGGGCCCCAGCACCCGAGCCCUCCUCUACUUCCGACGACUCUGGGAGGAUUUCAAACACAACACCCCUUUCCUCAACUGGAAAGAAAUUAUAGAGGGUGCAGAUGCCUCAUCACUGCAGAAGCGAGCAGGCGGUGCUGACCAGAACUACAGUUACAACCAGCAGGCACAUCCUACCGCCUCCGGCAUACAGUACACAGUCAAGACUCCUGGGAAGGGAGGAGUCACGCCUUCUUCCUCAGCCUCCCGGGUGCAACCUGGCCUGCUGCAGUGGGUGAAGUUUUGGUAG
Messenger RNA from Lepus europaeus (European hare), 1488 nucleotides. RefSeq names its product dermokine (gene DMKN). Bases 1 to 1488 code for a protein of 495 amino acids. The record is from RefSeq and is a predicted model, not a curated record. The transcript is spliced from 17 exons. Gene Ontology annotation, biological process: cornified envelope assembly. Lineage: Eukaryota; Metazoa; Chordata; Mammalia; Lagomorpha; Leporidae.